Messenger RNA from Vigna unguiculata (cowpea), 2846 nucleotides. RefSeq names its product pentatricopeptide repeat-containing protein At1g56690, mitochondrial-like. Gene Ontology annotation, molecular function: protein binding; RNA binding; zinc ion binding. Lineage: Eukaryota; Viridiplantae; Streptophyta; Magnoliopsida; Fabales; Fabaceae. Gene Ontology annotation, biological process: RNA modification. The record is from RefSeq and is a predicted model, not a curated record.
GCUAAUAGUUUUUGCAUUCGUAUGUAGAUGGGUUACCAUGGUCGCGCCACUGUGCUAUGGAGCAUGUUGAUGCAAGUGAGAUUACAGUGCACCACUGCUAAUGCCAUCGCACGUUACGCGCGUAGCGGUCAACUAGACCAUGCUCGCAGGGUGUUUGACGAAACGCCUCUCGCUCUCAGAACCAUCUCUUCGUGGAACGCAAUGGUCGCUGCGUACUUCGAAGCCCGCCAACCGCGCGAGGCUCUCUUCUUGUUUGAGAGAAUGCCCCACAGAAAUACCGUAUCUUGGAACGGUCUCAUCUCAGGCCACAUCAAGAACGGAAUGUUGCUUGAGGCGCGCGGGGUAUUUGAUGCAAUGCCCGAUCGCAAUGUUGUUUCGUGGACUUCUAUGGUCCGUGGCUACGUGCGAAACGGCGAUGUUGCUGAAGCGGAACGGCUCUUUUGGCAGAUGCCCGACAAGAACGUGGUGUCGUGGACCGUUAUGCUUGGCGGGUUGCUGCAAGAUGCUCGCAUUGAGGAUGCGCGCAGGCUGUUUGAUAUGAUGCCUGAAAAGGAUGUGGUAGCGGUUACCAACAUGAUUGGAGGGUACUGUGAGGAGGGUCGUUUGGACGAGGCUCGCGCGCUGUUUGAUCAAAUGCCGAAGAGGAAUGUGGUUACUUGGACAACUAUGGUUUCUGGGUAUGCAAGGAAUGGGAGAGUGGAUGUUGCGAGGAAGCUUUUUGAAGUAAUGCCGGAGAGGAAUGAGGUGUCUUGGACGGCUAUGCUUAUGGGUUAUACUCAUAGUGGGAGGAUGGGAGAGGCUUCUAAGCUUUUUGACAUGAUGCCGGUGAAACCGGUUGUUGCUUGCAAUGAGAUGAUCAUGGGGUUUGGGCUUGCUGGGGAGGUGGAUAAGGCGAGGCGUGUGUUUGAGGAAAUGAAGGAUAGGGAUGAUGGAACUUGGAGUGCCUUGAUUAAGGUGUAUGAGAGGAAAGGGUACGAGUUGGAAGCGUUGGGUUUGUUUCGGAGGAUGCAGAGAGAAGGGGUUGCGCUGAAUUUCCCUUCAUUAAUUAGUGUUCUUUCUGUGUGUGCCAGCCUGGCCAGUCUUGACCAUGGGAGGCAGGUGCAUGGCCAAUUGGUGAGAUCUGAAUUUGAUCAGGAUUUAUUCGUUGCCUCGGUCUUAAUUACAAUGUACAUUAAGUGUGGCGAUCUUGUGAGAGCAAAACGUGUUUUUGACAGGUUUCCUUUGAAGGAUGUUGUUAUGUGGAACUCUAUGGUCACGGGUUAUUCCCAGCAUGGAUUGGGGGAAGAAGCUUUGAAUGUUUUUUAUGACAUGGGCUCCUCUGGAGUUCCACCAGAUGAUGUUACCUUUAUCGGGGUUCUUUCAGCAUGUAGCUACAGUGGCAAGGUGAAAGAAGGGCUUGAAUUGUUUGAAUCAAUGAAAUGCAAAUAUCAAGUGGAACCGGGAGUUGAACACUAUGCUUGCCUGGUUGAUUUGCUAGGCCGAGCAGGCCAAGUUAAUGAUGCAAUGAAACUAGUAGAAAAGAUGCCAAUGGAACCUGAUGCAAUUGUUUGGGGUGCAUUGUUGGGAGCAUGCAGAACUCAUAUGAAUCUGGAUUUGGCUGAAGUUGCCGUUGAUAAACUUGCACAGCUAGAACCUAAAAAUGCUGGACCUAUCGUCUUGCUUUCACAUAUGUAUGCGUCUAGAGGAAGAUGGAAAGAUGUUGAAGUACUUAGGAAGAAAAUAAAAUCUAGGAGUGUUAUCAAAUUGCCUGGUUGUAGUUGGAUUGAGAUCGAGAAAAAGGUACAUAUGUUCACUGGGGGAGACAGCAAGGGCCACCCUGAGCAACCUAUUAUCAUGAAAAUGUUGGAGAAGUUAGGUGGAUUGUUGAGGGAAGCUGGGUACUGUCCUGAUGGUAGCUUUGUCCUUCACGAUGUGGAUGAGGAAGAGAAGACACAUAGCUUGGGUUAUCAUAGUGAAAAGCUAGCUGUAGCAUAUGGACUCCUAAAAGUGCCUAAAGGAAUGCCAAUUAGAGUUAUGAAAAAUUUGCGGGUUUGUGGUGAUUGCCAUUCUGCAAUUAAAUUAAUUGCAAAAGUUUCUGGAAGGGAGAUCAUUUUGAGGGAUGCUAAUAGAUUUCAUCAUUUCAAGGAUGGUUACUGUUCUUGUAAGGACUAUUGGUGAUUCCUUGAAGCUCAUAUCUGAAGUUAUUGGAGUAGAGGGUGGCUUGGCCCGAGUUUGAUGGACUUGUAUACCAUGUGCUUUGGUGAUCAGUAUUUUACAAUCAAAUGGAAGCUCCUCAGUACAAAUUGCUAGUGUGACAUAAGUGAGUAUUAUUGGAACCUUCUAUUGACAGCUUUAUACUGUUUUCCGACUCAAGCUUAUGUGAGGAUAGAUUGAAUGAAACAUUCACUUUAGAAGAAUUGGCACUUCAACGAUACCAAUUGCUGUCAAUUUUAGUGUCUCAACUAAAGCAGUCCAAGGAGGUUAUGGAGCUUUUGAUGGGGAUGCAACCUAUAUCACAAUGCAAGAACAUUAAGUGCAAGAGAUCUGAUUAGAAAACUCUAUCUACUACACAAAUGGAAGGAGGGAAAUCAAUUCUCCUCCUAUGAAGGAUAACUGGAUCAUUUUGUAACCGUUGACGUAUCUUUCUUGACAUCUCUCUUCAUUGAUGCUAGGGAGCUCCAUCCACUUCCUCCUGCAUACUAACGAAUCACCGCUAAUCGAAUGAAACAAACGCGUUCAUCAUCACUGCUUCUUCCUUCUUCAUGUACAGUAUAUGCUUGGAAACAGAGGCUAACAUUAUCUUUAAUUGGGUAUGAAAUAUUAAUAUCCUAAACAUUUCCUUCAUUUACGUAUGAAAAAUAAAUAUC